CACAUUUCCUCAUGUUGAGUAUUUUGUUGAGGGUAUUGGACAGAUGAGUUACUUCGUACCUGUGAGAAGGAUCCUCACUUCCGAGGAUAUGGAGAAAUGGCAAAAUGGUGAAACGUAUGAGGCGAUUGUUCAAUUUGUCGAGGAGUUAGCCAAUUCCGUUGUUGGUAAGACGAACGACGCCGAGUGUAACAUUUCAGGUGUCAUCCAAGGUGUAUUGGAUUUGCUUGAUGAUGUGCUCAAUGUGAUCAAGUCCCAUCCUGUUGCUGAUAAGACGAGCUCAAGGUUCGGGAAGCCCGAGUUUAGGGAUGUGUAUGAUGAAAUCACUGACAGAUCACAGGACAUAUUGGCAAGACGUUUGCCACUAGAGCAGGCCACAGGUCAAAUCGGUGCUAUUGACGAAUUAUGUGUUUAUUUUAACGAAUCGUGGGGUAACAGAACAAGAAUCGACUAUGGGUCAGGUCAUGAGUUGAACUUCUUGUGCUUUUUGCUCUGUUUGAAACGCUUGGGACUCUUGGAGAGCUCUGAUUAUACUGCAGUUGUUUUGAAGGUGUUCAACCAGUACAUUCACGUCAUGCGUGUAUUACAAAAGGAGUAUUGGUUAGAACCAGCUGGAUCACACGGUGUUUGGGGAUUGGACGACUAUCAUUUCCUUCCUUUCCUCUUUGGAGCAGCACAACUAUCUACCCACAAACAUCUCCGUCCAAAAUCUAUUCACGAUCCUGAUUUGGUUGAAAUGUUCCAUAAGAAGUACAUGUACUUUGAAUGUAUCUACUUUAUCAAUUCUAUCAAGACCGCUUCUUUGAGAUGGCAUUCACCGAUGCUGGACGAUAUUAGUGGUGUUAAAACUUGGAGUAAAGUCUCUGAAGGAAUGCAAAAGAUGUACAAAGCUGAAGUGUUGUCGAAACUUCCCAUAAUUCAACAUUUUUUCUUUGGAAGUAUACUAAAGGCACCUGAGGGUUGCUCACCACCAAGAAAGACGUUCGACAAUGCUGAGGAAGGACAUACCCAUCACCAUGAUAACGAUUCGGAUGAAGGGCUGCCUGAACAUCAGCAUACAUGGGGUGAUUGCUGUGGUAUCAAAGUACCUUCAGCUAUCGCAGCAAGUGAAAUGGAUCACAGUCCAAGGCCAUUACCAUUCGAUUGAAUCUUAUAAGCUACAGUUUGUUAAAUAAAAAUUCGUAACUUCGUUAAUUUACUGUGUAUC
Williopsis jadinii is the source of this 1204-nucleotide messenger RNA. RefSeq names its product peptidylprolyl isomerase RRD2 (gene RRD2). Gene Ontology annotation, cellular component: nucleus; protein phosphatase type 2A complex; cytoplasm. Gene Ontology annotation, molecular function: peptidyl-prolyl cis-trans isomerase activity; protein tyrosine phosphatase activator activity. The coding region runs from base 44 to 1144 and encodes 366 amino acids. The transcript has a single exon. The record is from RefSeq and is a predicted model, not a curated record. Gene Ontology annotation, biological process: mitotic spindle organization. NCBI's taxonomy places the organism in Eukaryota, Fungi, Ascomycota, Saccharomycetes, Phaffomycetales, Wickerhamomycetaceae.